Arabidopsis thaliana (thale cress) is the source of this 1084-nucleotide messenger RNA. RefSeq names its product ARM repeat superfamily protein. The transcript has a single exon. Lineage: Eukaryota; Viridiplantae; Streptophyta; Magnoliopsida; Brassicales; Brassicaceae. Bases 70 to 633 code for a protein of 187 amino acids. Gene Ontology annotation, cellular component: cytoplasm. The record is from RefSeq and is marked reviewed.
AAUUUUAGAGUUGCAGCCAAUUCUAUCUCGCUAAGCAAUGAUGCUAGAGGAAGGUCCAUAAUUCAACAUAUGCUUAACCUCGACUUUACACACAAAACCACACAAGCCACGCCGCGCUUGCAUGCUGUAGCGACUGAAUUUCUCCGAGUAUCGAAUGAUGUAGCGGAGCUCCAUAAGCUUUCUUCCAAGCUGACGUCAGAUCCUUAUCUUUUUGUUGAGUUUGUCAAAACAAUAAGAGGCUUCCUCAGUGUUCAGACGGCCUUAGGACUAUCCGGAGAAAUCGAUACGGUUUUUCUCCAAGUUAUCAAGGGUUGGUUUCCCGAUCUUAUAACCGAGACAUUCAGUUUUCUCAUCGUGGUACGAAUCAUAAACCUUUUCAAUAAAAGAGCAAAUUCAAAAGUGUAUCCUGAUAUUCUUCGCAGAAUCGGAAACAAUGCUCUCUACCUAACAAGGAAUCCUCUUAGGGGAAUCUGCCUAGUAGAAAAGGCGAUUAAUGUCCGCGACCCGGACUGUACCGUGUUCAUCGCGUUAAAGCUUCAUAGUCACUACGUUGAGCUUUCGUUUGAGGAGCUAGGAAGCAACAUUGUGGAGAAGCUUCUCAGUGUUGGUGAGUCGGGAAUUUGUGGAGUGUGAUGAAGAGACGUUGGUGAGAUUAGCUAAAGAUGAAUAUGGGAAUAAAGUUUUGAAAAAGACUUUGGAAUUCGCGAAAGAACGUAGGGUUGAUUUGUUUCGUGAUCUCGUCGAGAAGCUGACGCCUUUGCUUGAUCUAUUGCGUGGAUCUCAAGGAAAUAACAUUGCCGCCAUCAUCGACUUAGACAAAAGUGAGGUUAAGGAUUCAAGUCUUUAUGCUGUUGCGGCUUAAUUAGUCUUUUUUUUUACAUCUCAUGAAAGUUUGGAUGUUAAGGUGUUUAUUUAUUUAUUCAAUUUUAUGAAUUGAUUAACCUCGUGGAGUUAUUUGAUUAUCUCUUUGCGAGCAAAAUUAUGGGCUACGUUUGAUGGAAAUAUUUGUGUGAUAAUGAUUGUGCCUGCAUAGGUAAAGUUCAGACUACCAAACAGAGCCUACUCUGAGAUGUGUCUCCAAAGG